Molecule: messenger RNA, 4859 nt
Organism: Pseudonaja textilis
Lineage: Eukaryota; Metazoa; Chordata; Lepidosauria; Squamata; Elapidae
Source: RefSeq, a predicted model, not a curated record
UAUAGCUAUUACUUUUAUAUUAGCUGAGGAACUGUCUCAAUUUCAGUGGGAUUGGCCCACCCCACUUGUGCUGGCAGAAGGGGCAUGCUGUGGAUCCUGUCAACCAAGGAAUUUGAUUUCAGGAGAAGAGCCUUUUCGGCAAUGGAAGCCACGAUCAGCAACUUCAUUCCCCUCAAAGUGAGAUCUGCUCUCACUCUCUUUACCCUUUGUAAAGUCUUAAACCUGGUUCUAGCAAUAGGCCUGUGGCCCAGAGAGGAGUGUGUUAGCCUGGAGGUGAUUACUGGAUUAAUAGAAGGUCUGACCUUUAUUGUAUAUUCCCUGCUGCCUUACUAUUUCUUGUUAAUAUAUUUAUUGUUUGCUGUUUCAGUCUUUGAUACUAUGAUUUUAUUGGAUUGUAAAUUAUCCAGAUUUGUGUGACAGCAAGAUGGGCAGCAAAUAACAACAAUAAUGAUUACAGUUUUCAUUUCAUAAAAAUAAUUAAAAUGCUAAGAUGGCACCAUGAAUUGUACGUAAUCAAUGAUUAGUGAUAUGGUCAAUGAUCAGUGAUAAUAUUCAGUCUUAAUACCAUGUUUGCAGUAUUAAAAAUAUACGGACAAUCUGCUUUUCUUCUAUGUAUUUUGGAUGUAAUUUAAGUCAAUAUAACAUUUUAUUACCUAACAAAAUUAAACAUAAACCAUCUAAAAUAUUAUGCUUUGUGCUUUUUCCGCACAUCAGUUACUUCUUAAUGCUUUAAGGCCGAACAGGAAUGGGGCAAGAAGCUUUAUUCUCUAGGAAUUAAGAGAAUGUGUAAGAGUGGCUAGCUUAUAUACACACAAAACUGCAAACUAGAAAGCUGCUGAAGACAUGAUGUGGUCCAGUGUUUCGGUAACAGUUGUAGAAGAAUAAAUGACUUUUCCUAGAAUAUUUUUAUUUUCAAAUAUUUAUUUUAGUUCCAAACCAGGCUUUUCAGAUGCAGAACAAAAUUUAGAUUGCAUAUUGACAAUGUUAUUUUUUUAGUAUGAUUGAAUAAAAAUACAAGAAAAAUAUAUUAAGUUCUCAGAUUGUGCCAAGGACAGAGAGUUUAUAAAGUCAAAUAGGUAAAAAAUAUUGAAGCAUAAACAUGUAAUUUUUCUAUUUCCCAUGGUGGAUUCAUGGUGUAAAUAGGUGUAUAGAAUAGGGCAAGUGUGGAAAGUAAGAAUUGAACAUUAUUUUUUUAGUGCUGAUGAGCUUUUGUUCAUAACAAAUGCAAAAUUUGCAAAGCAGCAAUUUGUAGUAGCAGUGGAGAAUCCAUUGUAAUUUCAAGCAGUUUACUGAUACAAAUUUGAUUUCUCCCUCAUAUUAAGAAAAGUCUAUAAUUUUACAGCUUUUCUGAGCAAGCAAUGUUGUUUGUUUUUACGGUUGUUGCUGAAUAAAGGAGAAAGCGGGGGAGCUUCACCUACGGUAGCUUCAAAGAUUUUCUGUCUAUGAAAGAUUCUUGCUUUCAAUCCCAGAGUCAAAACUUGGUCAGGAGACUGCAUGCCAUUCAGUCAAGGUCAGGUUUUGCAGUCUCCUGACCAAGUUUUGAUAAAAACCUUGGGAUUGUUGUUGUUUAUUGGGAGCUUCUGCACAGAACUUUGCAUUGGCUACUGUGAAAAUUUGCCACCCCUUAGUUAUUUCUGCAAUAUUAUUAAGAAGCUCCUGGCAGCUUGUAAGAGAUCUGAAAGUCAUCUUACUUGAAACCAGAAUCAGCAGAAAUUGGAAAUAGACAUGCAAAAGAACAUCUGGACCAACGAAUGAGUGGUGCUGGAUAUGUGAAAGCAAAAAUGGGUUUGGAUCUCAAAAAUUCUAGUACAGUACUUGAAGCAAAGAUACCAAAAGACUCACAACCCAUUAAUAGUGCUUUAAUACCUCUUGAAGAGCGUGAAAAGAUCACCAUGCAAUUUAAAGCUACAGCUAAUCUUGGUGAGAAAAGAAGCAUUAUGGAGUCUAUAGACGUCUUCUCUCAUAAAGAACAGUCUGGCAUGAGUGGCAGAGAUCCUGAUGACAAAAAAAGGAAGAAAUUGUCACAUGAUUUGGGGAUCAUAAACAUCAGAGAGAAGGAUAAAAAAAAAGAUAAACUGGAGAGCACCAAGUUUAAAAAAGUAAUUUUAAAACAUAUAAUGGAGGAAUUCAAGGAAACUGUGAAACCUGCAGAAAGUUCAUUCCUUCACAAGAAAAAAACACUAAGAUUGAGUGAAUUCACCCAGAAGAUGAACUGUACCAAAACCCAGCAUGUUCCAGGUUUACCUUUUACUUUUGCAGAUUCUAAAGUGCAUACGCAGGCUUGCAAAAAAGAUAAUCUUGAAAAAGAGAAGCAUCUUUCUUUAGAACUUUCCAGCAAAAAUGGUAAAGAAGUUAAAUGCACGCUUUCAUAUCACCUGACAAAGCUGCCCAAAUGUUGGAAGUAUAAAAAUGAAGAACCAACACCUACUGAUUCAGAGAAGAAUAUUUGUAAUUCAAGGAUUCAAGGAAAUAAAUUUGAACCUGUCACAUUUCAUUCAAGUUGGAGCUCCAAACCCUCAUGUUCUUCCUUUGAAAAUAUCGAAAAUACAGAUGUGGACCAAGAGAUGCAGAUUGUAGAAGACUUGCAUGCAGCUCGUAUUGAGAAGAAAAUGGAUCUGCCUGUUGUGCAGGCUUGUGGAGAGCUAACUUGCAUGGAAAUAGAUCUUGCAGAUGAGGAAUCACAUAUAUCAUCUAAUAUUUUCUCUGGGUUGAAUACUUUGAUUGUGAUUGAUACUAAUAUAAUGAUCAGCCAUUUGACAUUCAUCAAAUAUUUGAAGGAUGCAAAUAUUCCAGGCAUAGGCAGAUUUUUGCUAUUAAUUCCCUGGGUAGUUCUACAAGAACUGGACAACUUAAAGCGAGGGAAGAUAUUGGCAAACGUUAGCCAAAAAGCAAUCCCUGCAGUUCACUUCAUCUAUACUUGCCUGAAAAAUCAAGAUCCAAGGUUGUGGGGUCAAUCCAUGCAGCUUGCUUCUCAAAAAACACAAAGUUUCAAUACUGACAACAAUGAUGAUCGUGUGUUACAAUGCUGCCUUCAGUAUCAGAAUCUCUAUCCUCAAGCUGAAGUAAUCUUGCUGACGGAUGAUAAAAAUUUGUGCAACAAAGCCCUAGUGAGUGAAAUAAAGGCAUAUAGUAAAGCAGAUUUGGUUGCUGCCUUCCAGAAAAUGACUCCAAAGGGCACAAUUAUUAGUGAAGAUACUUCCAAUAACAAGUGGGGAAAAGAUAAAUACCCCAAGAAGACUGAGAAGAGUUCUACUAAUCGUCUUUCAGAAAUUAUUUUUGAUAUGGAAAAAAGCUUGGGAGAUGUUUUAUCUUCUAUUUUAGAAACAGAAUUGAAGAUUGCUUUUGGAGAUCUAUGGCUUGAGGUAGUAUAUCACAAACCACCUUGGACAUUAGCAAAUGUGUUGGAGUGUUACAAAAAACACUGGAUGGCAGUUUUUGGACAAUUUAUAUCAAGAAGCCUUAUUUCAAGUAUUGAAUAUCUCUAUGCACAUCUUUGUAAAGAUAAAAUAAUAGGAUAUUCAACACUGAGGAAUGUCCUCUGGGAGUCCAAAAUGUUAUUGGAAAUGUUCAGUUCAAGAUCCACCUAUGAUGGUUUUCUUUCACGGGCUUUAGCUCAAAUGAAUAAAUUACUCAAGACUGUUGAAGAGAUGGAGUCAUGUAAAGGAGAAAAUUCUAAAGAUAUCCUGAAAUCUAAUUUGGGAAAUGAUACAUGUGAAAAAAUGGAAGAUGUGAUUUUGUCAGAACACACUCAGACAGAAGAUAAGUCUCCAUUAAGAGAGCCUUCAGCACAAGAAAAUAGGCAUAUGGAAAUCUGGUCUGUCCUUGAAAGUGUAUGGAACAGAAUCAAUGUGUUCAGUUUUGAAAUUUUCCAAAAAGUGGACCUUAGUGCAAUACCCCCAACUUCGAAUAUGUCUUCAUUUCAAGAAGCUUUUAUGGAUCUGCAGAAAUUAAUGAGCACAGUGAAUGAAAUUCUUGCUGGAAUUCAGCAAGUCUUAGUGCCAAAUAGUAGCUUUCAAGAUGUUUGGGCCUUGUAUAGAUUCCUAACUAAUAAUGAGGUAAAUAAUAGUACAAAAUUUACUGCUGAAGAACUUUAUGACUGUAUUUCCCAAGAAAUAUACAGAACACGGUUAUCAGUUGGAUGUGGCCAACUAAUUCAACUGGAACAUACUGUUAGACAGUGCUAUGAAUCGGUUCUUUUGGACAUUAAGAACAGAGGAUGGUUCUAAGUCCUUCCAUUAACAGAAACAUUUGAAAGACUGAUUUUCUUCUCACCUUGCAAAACAAACCUAUGACCCAGCUACCUAAAAGCUUGAACCUCUGUAAUUUAUUGGUCUUUUUUGCUGUUUUUAGCAACUUUGAUGAUCACAUUUAAAGAAACAUUAAUCCAUGGUUUGGCCUUAUUUGUAUAUAUGUGUGUAUGUUUCCACUUCCUGGAAGAAGACAGAGUUAGAACUGGGACCAUGGUGAAGGGAUUUUUAAAUCUCCCUGACAAUAUUAGCUUUUACUCCUCAUGUAAACCACUUCUUUAGAGGUGAUAUUACCCUUUCCCAGAGAAAUAUUCUAAUGACAAUGAUAUAGCUCUAUCCCUCUCCUUCCCCAGCAUAUCAUAAUUUCAAGUUGAGUUGUGCAGACUUUUUGAUCAUGAAGCUUGCAGAUGCAGGCAUUAGCCCAUUCCCUGCAAACAGUCUCAGUGCAUAAUGCCCAUCUGCCUGCUUUUCUUGACCUACUGAAUUUGUAGCUGUCAUAACUACAGUUUCUUGAAAUCCUCUCUUUCUUCCAGCUUAAUCACCAAAGAGCUCACUGAAAAAGUGCGGAAGUUAGACAUCAAAUGCUAUGGCUGUGGGAACUAUGCAACCAUA